Linum trigynum is the source of this 3261-nucleotide messenger RNA. The record is from the annotation of a GenBank genome assembly. Lineage: Eukaryota; Viridiplantae; Streptophyta; Magnoliopsida; Malpighiales; Linaceae.
GCUGAUAGAAACGGCGUCGUAUGAGUUGGAUCCCGGGUUUGUGAACUGCUUCCGCCGGUGGCAGUUCUUGAGUGAUGAUACGUCGAGCUUUCUCCAUCACGAGAAAGCGGAAAAAAAUCUCUCCCGCCCUCUGCGAAUCAACGGACGGCUCAAACAAUUCGUCGCCUUCAGAAACAAACGCCAAGCUCGUUGACUGAUCUUCCAGCUGCUAUUCUGCAAGAUGAGCUUAUUGGUAAACCAAUGUGCGAAUCGUUGGAUUGGUGGCGAUGAGAAACUCUAUCGAGUGAAGCGAAGGGUCGCGCUGAGGGUGAGUGGUGGAGGUUCAUCCGGUGAUGAGUGUGCUCGCCGCCGCGACGUUGUGCCGAUGAUGAAGAAUGACAGUAUAAGUAGCUUUAGGGAGAAAGCCAUUGCGAGCUCCGUUGCAGUUGCAAAUUUGGUUGCUGUUGGAAAUGCAAAGGCUAUGUCCUCGGACAAAUUACUGGAAGAUGCUGCAUUCCUUUACACUCUAGCUGAUGGGAGCAUUGGGGACUGGUUGGGAGGAUUCCUGUACUCUGCUAAUCAACAGGCUAAUGAAGCUGUUCAGGGCCAAUUAUCAGCACUUAGCUUCACCAGUUUGGCUGUUAUAUUUGGGGCAGGACUUGUAACUAGCCUUUCUCCAUGUACAUUGAGUGUUCUACCUUUGACGCUUGGUUACAUUGGAGCAUUUGGCUCUGGCAAAAGCAGAACAGAGGUCAUUGGUGACUCGGUCGCAUUCUCCUUAGGAUUGGCAACUACGCUUGCUCUUUUAGGUGUAGCUGCCUCUGUCGCUGGAAAGGCGUAUGGGCAGAUAGGGCAAGGAUUACCCUUGGCAGCUUCUGGAUUGGCGAUAUUUAUGGGUCUCAAUCUGCUGGAGGUGAUCGAGUUGCAACUUCCUUCCUUUUUUGACAACUUCGACCCUCGUGCUGCUGCUGCUAAUUUUCCUUCAAGUGUGCAAGCAUAUUUAGCUGGGCUCACAUUUGCAUUGGCUGCAUCACCUUGCAGUACGCCUGUGCUGGCAACUUUGCUAGGAUAUGUAGCCACCUCUAAGGAUCCAAUAGUUGGGGGCAGCCUGCUUUUGACAUACACAACUGGUUAUGUUGCUCCACUUCUUCUUGCUGCUUCUUUUGCUGGAGCGUUGCAGAGUCUACUGUCGUUCCGGAAGUUCUCAGCAUGGAUCAACCCCACCAGCGGAGCGCUACUGUUAGGAGGGGGAGUGUACACUUUCUUGGAUAGACUCUUCCCUAUUUCAAUGUCGAUGUAGGAGUUGCCACAGGUCAGGAGCUUCAAGUAAACAAUCGGGGAUAGGGAAGUACAACAUAUAUUUCGAUUUACUUUCAGCUGUCUCCUGCCAUCUUGGUUCUGUGAAAAGCAGGAUGAAAUUGGUCAAAUAUAAUACAUCAAUGUCAUGUCCAUAUUCAGUCCUUUUGAUUGCAUUUUCCCUAAUUUUCUAUAUCACGAAUUAAUUGCAACGACAGAUACAUUUUCAAGAACUAAAGAUUAGUGGACCUCUUUGGUCCUUGAGUCCUUGACAUUUCCGAAGGAACCUGAUGACAGAACAGAACUGCUGGUAGACAGACCCCUGCCUACCGCCAGGCCUGCAGGUUUUGGGUGGAGUAUUUAAGUUCCAGUAGUCUGCACUCCAAAAUAAGGAGCAGCUGGAGGGGUUGAACCCUUUGCUGCCAAACCACGAGACUUUAGUUUGCACAGGUUGGACAUACCAUUCCUUGUGCUAAACGAAUUGGCAUGAAAUGGGGGUCGUUAUGAGGAUUUGAAACCAUGACCUUUUGAUUUUAGGCUCUGAUACCAUGUUAGCGAACUAACCACUUGGCCCCAAUAACUCGAGUUAUUGGGAAAGGGAUAGUUAAGCCUUUUAACCUCUUAUACGCCCCCUCAAACGAAAGCCGAUGCCGAAUUGUGGAUUUUUACGGUUUGCACAGGUUGAACCCUUGUGCUGCCAAACCACGAGGCUUUAGUUUGCACAGGUUGGACAUACCAUUCCUUGUGCUAAACGAAUUGGCAUAAAAUGAGGGUCGUUAUGAGGAUUCGAAACCAUGACCUUUCGGUUUUAGACUCUGAUACCAUGUUAAUAACUCUCGAGUUAUUGAGGCCAAGUGGUUAGUUCGCUAACAUGAAUGGCUUGCAGUAACUAGUAAUAAUUAUCCCAAACUCUUUGGAUUGUCGUCACUCAUAAUAUUGGAAUGCGUAGAGAAGGCAAGUAGGCAACGCCUAACAAGUAAACAACAAGAUAAGAUAAGGUGGCCAGGCAGCAGGCAAAAGUGUCGGUUGCAGAACGGAAUUCUCCUCCCAGGCGUGCUUUCUUUGUGCUCAGACAGAUGGUAACAUUUUCCAGUUAAGGGCAGAAACCCUACAGAAGGGAUUGCAGAGGUAUGACUUCCAGUUCAGGCACAUCCAUUUCAUUUAUUGCCCUGUUGAGUAAUGCAGUUAAAAGUUCAGAUUCUACGUAGAAGUGUUUUGAAACUUAGAAAUGGUAAAAGCGUAAGUUGUUAAGUUUUUAAUCGCGACUUUGACAACAAGGGGAAAACGUGAUUUUACAUAAGAACGUUUUGGUGAACCAAAAAUAUAAAUACCUAAAUUUUUAAGAUUUAAAGCGCGGUUUUAACGACAUUGUUGGAGUGAAGUAACAUCUCCAUAACCGAUGGUUUCUAUUAGUAUAAGCAUUGGUGAGGUGGUUGCUUGUAGUUGUAGAGGCAAAAAGGAUAAACAUGAAGCAGAAACCGACAUCUGGUGCACUGCACGAGAAUAUGUAACUUUUUAUGGGGUAAUUAAGUUAGGAGGGACAAGUACAAUUCCGUUUUGUUUGAGAAAAGACUCCCAAUUUAGGGGUUCUAUUUCCUUCGUGUCAAUGCACGAUUGAGUAAGCUGUUGCAUGAAGAAAAUGGGAAAUUAGUUGAUAAUGAGUUCACUGACGAAACAGAACACUCCAAGCUCCUCACGUACGUAAUAUUAUACUUAUUAGGUAUGGCGAGGUUGCCAUUUGAUCACGAGUGAGGGGGAGAUUGAACAACAUGUCACUUUUAUGUUAGUCGUAGCUAGGCUCUAUCGUAAUUAAACAGAACUAUAAUUUAGCUUGGUCCUGCUGUAGCUUUUGCAGAAACAGUUUAUGGCUGGAGUUUUUAGAUAAGUAUUUUUAAAAAAAUGCAGUUUAGCGUUUGGUUAUAAAACUAUUAGAAGUACAUUUUAAUAUGAUCGGUUGUGUAAUGACUAUAAAGAACUUAUAAUACA